Dothidotthia symphoricarpi CBS 119687 is the source of this 8712-nucleotide messenger RNA. Its product is annotated as polyketide synthase PksF. Gene Ontology annotation, molecular function: fatty acid synthase activity. Gene Ontology annotation, biological process: fatty acid biosynthetic process; secondary metabolite biosynthetic process. The transcript is spliced from 5 exons. The record is from RefSeq and is a predicted model, not a curated record. The coding region runs from base 1 to 8712 and encodes 2903 amino acids. NCBI's taxonomy places the organism in Eukaryota, Fungi, Ascomycota, Dothideomycetes, Pleosporales, Dothidotthiaceae.
AUGUCUUCUGAGGUCCCUCGCCCGGAACCCAUCGCCAUCGUGGGAAGUGCGUGCCGAUUUGCAGGCGGAGUCGAUUCAUCGGACAAACUAUGGGAACUGCUUCGCCAACCCAGAGACGUUCGCAGCGAGAUCACCAAUAGUCGAUUCAAUGCCAAGGGCUUCUAUCAUACCGACAGCGCACAUCAUGGACAUAUGAACGUUCUUCACUCGUACCUGCUCGACGGAGAUGUGCGUACCUUUGAUGCAGAAUUCUUUGGCAUCAAUCCAAUCGAGGCUCGAGCUAUGGACCCACAGCAACGAUUGCUGCUCGAGAUAGUCUAUGAGGCGAUCGAAUCGGGUGGUUUCAGCAUGGAGGGUCUGCGAGGAAGCGACACGAGUGUGUUUGCGGGGCUCAUGUGUGGCGAUUACGAGGCCAUGAUGCUACGAGAUCUAGACCAGGCGCCGACACACUUCGCAGUAGGAACUUCGCGUGCAGUCCUCUCGAAUCGCUUAUCGUACUUUUUCGACUGGCAUGGUGCUUCGGUGACCGUGGACACAGCGUGUUCUUCGAGUUUGGUCGCUGUCCAUCAGGCUGUGCAGGCGCUUAGGGCUGGCGAUUCGACUAUGGCGGUGGCUUGCGGUUCCAAUUUGAUCCUCGGGCCGGAGAUGUACAUUCUCGAGAGUAAACUGAAGAUGUUGUCGCCGGAUGGUCUUAGCCGAAUGUGGGACAAAGACGCCAACGGCUAUGCACGUGGAGACGGAGUAGCAGCCGUUGUUCUCAAGACCCUCAGCAGAGCGUUGGCGGAUGGUGACAAGAUCGAGGCUGUCAUCCGGGAGACGGGUGUGAAUCAGGAUGGAGCCACCCCAGGACUGACCAUGCCUAGUGCCAGCGCGCAGCGUGCCCUGAUCCAGAGUGUGUACAAGAAAAGUGGCCUUGAUCCUCAAAAUCCUGCACAUAGGCCGCAGUACAUUGAGGCUCAUGGCACUGGAACACCAGCUGGAGAUCCUGUCGAAGCUGAGGCCCUCAGCACUGCCUUCUUCAGUCAUAGUAGGGGCGUCAACAACGCUGCGCUCUACACAGGAUCCAUCAAAACAGUCCUUGGACAUACUGAAGGUACGGCAGGCAUCGCAGGACUGCUGAAGGUGACUAAGGCGCUGCAAAACUCGACUAUCCCGCCAAACCUCUGGUUCAAUCAGCUGAGUCCUAGUGUGGCGCCAUUCUACGGUGAUUUGCAGAUUCCCACCGAAGCCCAGAAGUGGCCUGAGGUAUCUGGGGACCAGCCUAGACGGGCCAGUGUCAACAACUUUGGUUUUGGAGGGACUAAUGCCCAUGCUAUCAUUGAGAGCUACGACACCCAGACUGCAAGAGAUGCGGUUGUUGCUACAUCCAAUGGUACUGUAUUGACACCAUUUGUCUUUUCUGCUGCGUCUGCCGAAUCGCUGCGCGCGAACCUUACAUCAUAUGUUUCGUAUCUCGAGACCCACCCCGAAACAAAUAUCCACGACUUGGCAUACACAUUACGGGCACGACGAUCGGUGCUUCCGUUUAGAGUUACUUUCUCAGCAACAAACCUGAAAGACCUCAAGUUCAAGAUACAGACUCGUAUAGAUGACACCACCGGCUCACCUGUCGGCGUACGGACUUGGUCAGCAGGUAGCGGCACUCGUUCCAAGAUCCUUGGUGUCUUCACUGGUCAGGGAGCGCAAUAUGCUCGCAUGGGUGCUGAGCUUAUCGAACAAUCAUCUCUGGCUCGACGCAUCCUUCAAACACUAGAAGAUCACUUGGCCAGUCUUCCAGAAGAGGACCGUCCAAAUUGGUCUCUACGGGCCGAGCUUCUUGCGGAUCCGUCAGUCUCUCGUGUCGGCGAAGCAACUAUCUCACAACCGCUAUGCACAGCCGUUCAGAUCAUCAUUGUGGAUCUCCUUCGCUCUGCCAACGUUCAUUUAGAAACUGUUGUUGGCCAUUCUAGCGGUGAGAUUGCCGCUGCAUAUGCGGCAGGUUUUCUCAGUGCUCGCGACGCCCUCCUUGUCGCCUACUAUCGAGGACUGCAUUGCAAACAUGCUGCUAGUCCAAACGGUGAUAUCAAAGGCGCGAUGUUGGCUGCCGGCACUUCGUUGGCAGAUGCCACUGAACUGUGUGAGGCAGAAGAGUUUGCCGGCCGUGUCAGUGUGGCGGCUAUCAACUCGUCAUCGAGUGUCACAAUCUCUGGCGACGAGGAUGCAGUUGAUGAACUUGCACUCAUAUUGAGCGAUGAGAACAAGUUCAAUCGCCGCCUCAAAGUCGACACAGCAUACCACUCGAGCCAUAUGUUGCCCUGCUUCGUCCCGUAUGUGACCUCUUUACGACGUGCUGGAAUCAAAGCACUAUCAGGCAACGCUGAAUGUACUUGGCACUCCAGUGUCUACAACGGCAGGCCGAUUGAACCAUUGACUGAUCGGCUGGACGACGAGUACUGGGCUAACAACAUGACAAUGCCAGUAACGUUUUCGGACGCUGUUCAUGGCGCUGUCGAGGCUGGCCAGGGUGGCAGUGAGCAUGUGGUGGCGCUUGAAAUUGGACCUCAUCCUGCUCUUGCUGGUCCGGCUUCACAGAACAUUCAGGAUAUUUUGCAGAGGAAGAUUCCAUAUCACGGAACUCUCUCACGUGGUGGCGAUGCAGCAAUUGCCUUUUCUACAUGUCUGGGAUUCCUCUGGACACACCUCGAUAGCACUUCGAUAAACCUGGAUGAGUGUGAGGUCACUCUAUCCAGCGCUGAACCGUCACAACGACCGCGCUUCACCGUCCUACACGACCUACCAAGCUAUCAGUGGAAACACGAAGCCGCAUACUGGGCUGAGUCUAGAAGGUCUCGCCGUAUGCGAUUGCGAGAAGAGCCCUACCAUCAGCUACUUGGGAAUGUGUCUCCGGAUAGUGCUCCACACGCUCUGCGUUGGAAGAACGUCCUGAAACCCAGAGAGAUGACCUGGCUCGAGGGCCAUCAGGUACAAAACCAGGUUGUGCUUCCCGCCGCCGCAUACGUUUCAACGGCGAUCGAGGCGGCGAAAGCUCUCGCGGGUAAUAAGGCGAUACACCUCAUUGAGUUGAGCGACUUCCACAUCCACAAUGCUAUCAUGUUUGAUCAAAACGACACAGGUGUCGAGAUCCAGGUUGAGCUUUCGCAGAUAUCGGUGACUGCAGAUCACGUUAUGGCCAGCUUCACGUACUCGUCUGCAAUGGGAGGCGAUGCGGCUGAUCUUGUACUCGCCGCCAACGGUGGAAUAAAGGUCAUCCUGGGUGAUGAAGAAGCUUCCCUAUUCCUCCUUCCAGAACGACACCCACUACCGCCCCACAUGAUUCCUGUUACAUCUGACAGACUGUACGACUUCAUGGACAGUUUGGAAUACGAUUUUUCUGGCCCUUUCCGCUCUCUAGUCAAGCUGGAGAGAAACCUGGGCAAUUCUGCUUGCGUCGCCAUCAAAGCGAGAGUAUCUACUCCAGACGCAGAUGCGUUAUUGAUUCAUCCUGUUGAUCUGGAUGCGGCCUUCCAGUCCAUCAUGCUGGCUUACAGUUACCCCGGCGAUGACCGAUUGCGGCUACUACAUCUGCCAACCAGCAUCAGGAAGCUCAGGAUCAACCCUGCCCUACUCGCAUCAGAAGGAUAUGUCAAGAGCGACUCCACGCAGUUGGAUUCGACAUGCAGUACGGCCGAUGAUGCGGAGCCAGGAUCCGGAUUUUCGGGUAGCGUCAAUAUCUAUGCUCACGACAUUUCUCAUGCAGCCGUUCAGGUAGAUCAGGUCACAUUCAAGCCAGUAGGAUCAGAUGCCAGCAACGACCGGGAUGUAUUUUACAAAAUGCACUGGGUGCCGAGCAAACCAGAUGGUGUGCUUGCCGCUGCCAAUGUACCAGUCACAAAGUACGACCAUGAUCUUAUGUUCGUUCUGAGUCGUAUUGCUGCGUUCUACCUGAGAACGUUCGACAAGAUGGUGCCAGAGGAUGAUCCUGCAAGGUCGGAGAGCCCGCUUUGUCAUUAUCUCAAUUAUGCUCGCCACAUGACCAACCUUUUGGAGAGAGGGGAGCAUAAAUGGGCCCACCUUGAGUGGUUGAACGAUACAGAGCAGGAUGUUCUAGAUGAUAUUGAUACCCACGGUUUCGCAGAUAACUCGGAUGUGAGAAUCAUGCUUCUCGUUGGCCAGACGAUGCCCCGAGUAUUCAAAGGGGAGACGACUAUGCUUGAGCACUUCCGUACUUCUGGUCUCUUGGAUGAGUAUUAUUCCAAUGGCUUCGGAACCAAGCAAUCUACCUUGUGGGUGGCGAGUGUGUUGAAGCAACUAACUGACCGCAACCCUCAUCUCAGCCUUCUGGAAAUCGGCGCUGGUACCGGUGGCGCUACCAAGACGAUUUUACAAGGCAUUGGUCACGACUUCGAUAACUACACAUUCACCGACAUUUCGUCCAGCUUUUUCGAGAACGCUGCUGAGACAUUUUCUGCGUACCAAGAUCGUAUGGUCUUCAAAGUAUGCAAUGCUGAAAAUGACCCGGGUGAUCAGGGCUUCCAGGAAGGCACUUACGAUGUCGUCAUCGCAUUCAUGGUCGUUCACGCCUGCGCAAGGCUGGAUGAAGCUGUACUCAAUCUGCGCAAGUUGCUAAAGCCUGGUGGCUUGCUUGUUCUCGGCGAGGGAGCCAGCGAUGGUGCAAUGCAAGCUGGUGCGGGGUUCAUCUUUGGUACCCUGCCAGGUUGGUGGCGUGGUGUUGAUGAGGGCCGUACUCUGUCGCCUCUAGUAAACACCUCUGAGUGGGAAGUCAUUCUCAAGGGCGCUGGCUUCUCAGGCAUCGAUACCAUGUCGCCACCCCAACUCUUCGACGCCUUUGGUAUUACUCUCUUCGUUUCUACCGCGAUUGAUGAACGCAUUGAGUUUGCCCGAAAUCCUCUUUCCGUUAUCGGCAAUGUUAUGUACGACAAGGUUGUUCUAAUUGGAGGACAAACACCACCAGUUGCUCACCUUGUUCAAGAACUCCAAAAGGUGCUGGUCCCGUUGGCGAGCCAUGUACUCAAAUACCAGUCUCUGGAGGAUUUGGAUGAAACCUCACUUGACGGAGAAUCUGUCGUGAUCAGUCUCGUGGACCUAGAGCAUCCCGUAUUCAAGGAUAUCACGUCAGAGAGAUGGUACAAAUUCAGGAAGCUCUUCGAGACAAAAAGGGAAGUUUUAUGGCUCACAAGUGGUCGUCUUGAAGACGAACCGUACUGUAACAUGACGGUAGGCUUCGGUCGGUCUGCUAUGCACGAAGAAUCAGACCUCCGCGUACAGUAUGUCGACAUUGCGGAUGUGGAGCAAUUGGAGGCCAACACUGUCGCCGACUAUCUCCUUAAGUUCACCUCCAAACUGCUGGACGCUAAAGACAUCCUAUACACCAAGGAACCAGAGAUUAUUGUUGAUACCCAGGGCAGAGAGCUGGUGCCGCGACUUUUUCCUAUCACCGAUGCUAAUGACCGUCUCAACUCGGUCACACGACCGAUAUCUCGUCAAGUCGACAUCUCGGAGUCCAUCGUCGAACUGAAUCAGAACAAGAAUGGCCCCAUGCUUCGACAGUUGUCACGGUAUGAGACUUCACAAGAACUCAACCCCCAAGAUAACAUCAUCAAGCUGUACAUUACUCAUUCUGUGACGUCUGCACUGAAGAAUCCCGCGGGCUACCAAUUCUUGGCUCUGGCCAGAGAUGAGUCUGGUGCACACUAUAUCGUAUCUGUGUCUUCUCUUACCUCUGUGGUCAACGUUCCUCGAGAGCUUGCCCUGCCAUGCACUCUGUCUGGUGUUUCAGAAGCCUCUUACCUUACACUUGUGGCGGCAGAGCUCAUCGCCAAAGCCAUCGUGGAUCCUCUCUUUUCUGGCCAAAGUCUGGUAGUUCACAACGCGUCAAAUGUUAUAGCUCAAGCUAUCAACAGGCAGAGUCUUGCUAAGGGUGUCAUCGCAACUUUCAUAGCGGACUCCGGGGCAACUUUGCUAGAAUCAUCUUCAGUCGUCACUAUCAAGUUGCCGCUGUACUUGGGACGCUCAGAGAUUGCAAGACUGUUACCUGUCGAUGUUGCCUGCUUUGCCGGCUUCUCUACCUCAGAGAAAGCUGCAAAUGAGCAAGCCAUACUAGCUUGUUUGCCCCCGUACUGUCGUAAGGAGAGUAUGCACAGUCUCUUUGCGCCCCAUGCUUUCGGUAGUGGGGCUCAUAAAGUAAUUCCGGACAGUACACUGGAGCAUGCUACUACCUACAUCAAGCAGCAGACUCUUCCUUUUGUCGAGAUGAUCAGUCUCGAAACAGUGCUCCAAGGGAAGCAGUCGGACAAUGCGCUAACAAUUGUUGACUGGACAUCUCCAUCCCCCACACUUCCUGCACAGGUCACUAGGCUUGAGUCGAAGCAGCUGUUCAAAGGCGACAAGACGUACUGGCUAGUAGGUCUAUCCGGGGCACUAGGAAUCUCUCUGUGCGACUGGAUGAUCGAACGCGGCGUACGCUAUCUUGUACUCACGAGCAGGAACCCCAAGAUCGACCCACGCUGGAUUGAGAACCAUCGAAGCAGAGGGGUCGUCAUUGAAAUUUUACUAUGUGAUGUGACCGACGAAAGGGCCAUCAAGGCUGUCCAUCAGAAUAUUGUCGAUACACUCCCACCUAUUGUCGGUCUCCUCAACGGUGCCAUGGUUUUGAGAGACGUUUCCGUACCCAGAAUGGAGUUUGAACAUGUGACGGAUGUGAUCAGACCAAAGGUACUAGGAAGUAUUCAUCUUGAUCGCAUCUUCCACGACGUUGAUCUCGACUUCUUCGUUCUCCUAUCUUCCAUCAACUGUGUCAUCGGAAACGUAGGUCAAGCCAAUUAUGCGGCAGCCAACAUGGGCAUGGUUGGUGUGGCGGGUAACCGCAGGAAACGCGGUCUACGAUCAUCCGUUGUUAACGUAGGUGCCAUUAUCGGCGUAGGUUACAUUACGCAAUCGGACCGCCAACUCGACGUGACUGUGGCAAAGACAGCCAUGAUGCAUCUUUCCGAGCAAGACUUCCACCAGAUCUUCGCCGAAUGCAUGGAGGCUGGACAUCUUGACAACCCUAACGGACCCGAAAUAUCCACUGGUCUUCUCUCCGUCGCGCCGGAGUCAAUCAACAUCCCCCCGUGGUAUUCAGACCCGAAAUUUGCGCGCUUCCGCAUCCACCAGUCGUUGAACGAUAGUAACAACAAGAAGGAAAAGACAAAUGCGGUCUCCAUCCAAAGUCUUCUCCAGGCGUGCAAGUCCCAGAAGGAUACAUUGCAGGUUGUUCAGCAAGCGUUUGGUGCUCAGUUACGCAGGAUCCUUCAAGUUUCUACAAGCGACGAUGACUUGAUGAUGAUGCGUGGUGUGGACCUCGGUUUUGACUCUCUCCUCUCGGUGGACGUCCGAUCCUGGUUUCUCAAAAACUUCCAAGUCAGUAUCCCAGUAUUGAAGAUCAUGGCAAAUGACGUCCGCAUGUCCAGCUUAGCAGAGUUGGCUGUUGAGGGUAUCCCCACUGAGCUGAUUCCUCACGUUCCGCACGAUGGCGUCCAGGACUCUUCCUCGGACGAAGGCAGCAAGAAUAGUUCGAGUGAUUCUCUCCCUAUCACGCCUAGUACGGAUCUUUCUGAUGGCGCAACCACGCCCCCUGGAGUUAUCGAUGACUCAAAAGCUGCUGUCAACGUUGACUGGGAUCUUGAGACGAGCCCGCCAGUACCUGAUACUAUACCCUUGUUGGCCAGCGCCCCGGCUCCUAAGGAGAAACCAGAAGUUGUCGUCCUCACUGGCUGCAGUGGCUUACUUGGUCACCAUCUACUCAAUACUUUGAUAGAGCAGUCUUCAAUCCGCAAGAUCAUCUGCAUCGCGGUCAGGCGACUUUCUGAGCGUCUCGAGACUGGGCAAUUACCUCCUCCAAGUGACCGCAUCGUCUACUACGAAGGCGAUCUCACGCAACUCCGUCUCGGCCUCAGCGAGGAUGAGUGGAUCAAUAUCUUCAGCUCCGUAGACGCUGUCAUCCACAAUGGCUCCGACACAUCGCACUUGAAAUACUAUUCCGCACUCCGCCAAGCCAACGUCGAAUCCACCAAACAACUCGUGCGCACCUGCCUCCAGCGUAUGAUCCCACUCCACUACGUUUCUUCCGCUGGCGUAGCCCUUUUUGCAGAACUCGAAGCCUUCCCACCCAUCUCCUGUACCACGACUGGCAAAACGCCCCCCGCCGACGGCUCCCACGGCUACAUGUGCGGGAAAUGGGUCUGUGAGUCUCUCCUCGAGCGCGUGCACGCCAAGUAUGGACUGCGCAUUGUUAUCCAGCGCCCCUCGACCAUCAUCCGCGCAGGUUCUGAUGCAGAGGUCGAGCGCGCGAGCUUCGACUGGGUGAACGCACUGCUGCACUACGUGCACAAGACCCAGAAGGUGCCACGUAUAGAUUACAAUGCUGGCGCGUUUGAUCUCGUCUCCAUUGAGACCUGCGUCCGUAAUACCGUUGAGGAAUUGCUCCGCGAUCCACCCAGCGAUGGACGUAUCGUGUAUGUGAACAGCGUGGGCGACGAGGUGAUUCCGAUGGCGUCGAUGGCAAACCUGGGGCUGGAGAAGAUAGGGAAGACGUAUGAUGUGUGUUCUAUGGAGGAGUGGACGAAAGCGGUAGUAGGGGCUGGUAUGCAUCCCGCUGUUGCGGCGCUGAUUGAGACGUUCGAUGAGCCGGGUGUGGAGAAGUAUCCUACGCUGUUGAGGGCGAAGGACAAGUGA